AUGCCUUCAUACAAGGAUUCUGACGAUUACAAGACCUACAAAGAAGGUCUUCUCCAGGGCGGCAAGAACCACCGCAUGGAGGAUCUUCCUCCCUUCGAGUUCAACGAGGCUGUCCCUGUCUGA
Colletotrichum truncatum is the source of this 123-nucleotide messenger RNA. NCBI's taxonomy places the organism in Eukaryota, Fungi, Ascomycota, Sordariomycetes, Glomerellales, Glomerellaceae. The record is from RefSeq and is a predicted model, not a curated record.